CUUCGUGGAUUACUGACAGACGCUGCGAAGCCUCGACACAGAAGGACACAUCACUAACAGGAGAAGCUCACUGUGCUCUGUGGAGAAAGGCCUCAAAGUGAUGACUUUUAUAGAAUGAGCUACAUAAAAAAAUGAGGGGAAAAGGCAGAAUUCCCCUCACAGACAGAAUGAAAGCAGAGCAAGAGGAGGAACUGUCUCCUUUCAUGGAAAACGAGCGACGACACAAACUACUGUAUGCUGCUUUUAACCCUGAAGUCCGACUGAACAGAUUAGAUGUCCAGCAGCUGUUGGUUAAACAAGAGGUCCCGCCUGAGUGGAGCCCCAGCCUGGACCAGGAGGACCCAGAGCUCCUCCAGAUUAAAGGGGAACAAGAAGAACUCCGGAUCAGUCCAGAGGGAGAGCAGCAUAAUGGUCUGGAGGAGGCCGAUAUCACCAGGUUUCCAUUCACUGUGGUUAUUGUGAAGUGUGAAGAUGAAGAAGAGAAAUGUGAGAGCUCACUGCUUCAUCACAGCCAAGCGGAGGACAACAGAGAGGCAGAGCGUCCAGCCAGCAGCUCAGCUGUGCAGAUAAAACCAGAAACUGGUGGAGAGGACUGUGGAGGAUCAGAACUAGCCAGGAAGAGAGAGCCAGACAGUCAUUCACAACCAAACACUGAUGAUGAAAAGACUUCAGUCUCUCAAAACCCUUUGUCAGAUUCUGAACCUGAACCUGAAGACAGUGAUGAUGAUUGUAUGGAGACCAGGUCAAGUGAGUCUGCUGUGAAUGCUUUGGAAGAUGAGGAAGCUCCUGUAAGUGAUGUGACAUCUAACACUGUGAAAAAGUCCUUUAGCCUCACUAGCAGCUUGGAUAGUAAAAAAUGUUUUACAGUGAAACAAAAGUCAAACACCCAGACCAGAGUCCACAUAGGAGAGAAACCAUUUGGUUGUGAUGAAUGUGGGAAAAGAUUUGCAGAAAAGCGAAGUCUGAACAGACAUCUAAAAGAACACACAGGAGAGAAACCAUUUGGUUGUGAUGAUUGUGGGAAAAUAUUUGCACGGCAGUGCAACCUGAAGUCUCACAUGACAGUCCACACAGGAGAGAAAGGAUUUAGUUGUGAUGAUUGUGGGAAAAGAUUUACACGUCAGGCAAAUCUGAAUUCACACAUGAGAAGUCACACAGGAGAGAAACCAUUUGGUUGUGAUGAUUGUGGGAAAAGAUUUACACUGCAGUGCAACCUGAAGUCACACAUGACAGCCCACACAGGAGAGAAAGGAUUUAAUUGUGAUGAUUGUGGGAAAAGAUUUACACAUCAGGGAAAUCUGAAGAAACAUAUGAGAGUUCACACAGGAGAGAAACCAUUUAGUUGUGAUGAUUGUGGGAAAAGGUUUACAGAAAACGGAAGUCUUAAGAGACACCUGAGAGGUCACACAGGAGAGAAACCAUUUGGUUGUGACGAUUGUGGGAAAACACUCACAGAACUGGAACAUCUGAAGACACAUAAGAGAGUUCACACAGGAGAGAAACCAUUUGGUUGUGAUGAUUGUGGGAAAAGAUUUACAGAAAAUGGAAAUCUUAAGAGACACAUGAGAGGGCACAAAGGAGAGAAACCAUUUGGUUGUGAUUACUGUGGGAAAAGGUUCACAGAACUGGGGCAUCUGAAUACACAUAUGAGAGUUCACACAGGAGAGAUACCAUUUGGUUGUGAUGAAUGCGGUAAAAGAUUUAAGUGGAAACUAAGUUUAAAUCGACACCUGAAAGUCCACAAAGAAUAGAAAUCUUUCUAUUCAGUUUUUUGUUGAAGGCAAAUGAAGUAAAUGUGUUGGUAAGAGCCUGAACAGCUUUCAUUCUUUUUAUUCUUCCAUGUUUUCUUUUUUCUCUCUUGUGUUUGUUUUAAAAAUAUACAAAAUGUUUCAAAUUAAUGUGUCAAAGUUGUUUGUAAAUGAGAGGGGAUGGAAUGGUGUUUUUAAAUCUCUGUCUUUUAUUGAUACUUUGUUUGAUACUAAACAACUUACAUUAACAGCUCCCAUGCUUUUUUUCUAUGGUGUUCUUGAAAUAAGCUGUAUGUGACUGCAUACUCUCUAACUGAUGGUUAACAGCGGGGAAGUGCAUUAUGUAGUUUCCACUUUUAAUUAAAUUCUACUGUAACCUA
Molecule: messenger RNA, 2128 nt
Organism: Centropristis striata (black sea bass)
Lineage: Eukaryota; Metazoa; Chordata; Actinopteri; Perciformes; Serranidae
Product: zinc finger protein OZF-like
Exons: 2
Coding region: 132-1751 (539 amino acids)
Biological process (GO): regulation of transcription by RNA polymerase II
Cellular component (GO): nucleus
Molecular function (GO): RNA polymerase II cis-regulatory region sequence-specific DNA binding; DNA-binding transcription factor activity, RNA polymerase II-specific
Source: RefSeq, a predicted model, not a curated record